GGCACUAGCAUGUCCUUAAUAAUAUACGGAUGGAUAAUGGAUACAAGUUUUCCAGGCACUUAUUCAUUCAUUCACCAAUUAAAGUCAUAGCAGUUUGGGCAAAAACCUCACUUCUCUAAUAUCAAGCUUCUAAAUUAGAGGUUGGAGAAAAGUUUGAUUGAUUAAGAAAAAUGGGUAAAGGUGGAAUGUCAGUUGAUGAUGAUCAACAGAACAUGGCUGCUUGGCUUGUUGGUUUAAACACUCUCAAGAUUCAACCUUUCAAUCUUCCUUCUCUUGGACCACAUGAUGUCAGAAUUAGAAUGAAAGCUGUUGGAAUCUGUGGGAGUGAUGUUCACUACCUCAAGACAAUGAGAUGUGCCGAUUUUAUAGUUAAAGAACCGAUGGUUAUUGGUCAUGAGUGUGCUGGGAUAAUAGAAGAAGUAGGUAGUCAGGUACAGAGUUUGGUGCCUGGUGACCGUGUGGCGAUCGAGCCUGGGAUCAGUUGUUGGCGUUGUGACCAUUGCAAACUUGGUCGAUAUAAUCUUUGCCCUGAGAUGAAGUUUUUUGCUACUCCACCAGUUCAUGGUUCCUUGGCUAAUCAGAUAGUACAUCCGGCAGACCUAUGCUUUAAACUACCAGACAAUGUAAGCUUGGAGGAAGGGGCAAUGUGUGAACCAUUAAGUGUCGGUGUUCAUGCGUGUAGGAGAGCUAAUAUCGGACCGGAAACAAAUGUUUUGAUUAUGGGAGCAGGACCUAUCGGACUUGUUACAAUGCUUUCAGCUCGUGCUUUUGGUGCACCUAGGAUUGUCGUUGUGGAUGUAGAUGACCAUCGUUUAUCUGUUGCAAAAAGUCUCGGUGCAGAUGACAUUGUUAAAGUUUCAACAAACAUUCAGGAUGUAGCGGAAGAAGUUAAGCAGAUUCAUAAUGUUAUGGGAGCUGGUGUAGAUGUUACCUUUGAUUGUGCUGGUUUUAACAAAACCAUGACUACAGCAUUGAAUGCUACUCAACCAGGUGGCAAAGUUUGUCUAGUCGGAAUGGGUCAUUCCGAAAUGACCGUGCCACUCACACCAGCUGCUGCAAGGGAAGUUGAUGUGGUUGGCAUUUUCCGCUAUAAGAAUACAUGGCCUCUAUGCCUUGAGUUUAUAAAGAGUGGCAAAAUUGAUGUAAAACCACUUAUAACUCAUAGGUUUGGAUUUUCACAAAAGGAAGUGGAAGAAGCCUUUGAAACAAGUGCUCGUGGUGGUAAUGCUAUUAAGGUCAUGUUUAAUCUUUAGAUACUAUAGAUUGAGAAUUUACAAACUAUCUUACUUUGAACAAAAUUUUAAUUAUACUUGCUUGUUCAUGCCCUUGUUUAAUGUGUAUUUAUAAUUUGGAUUGUGAAUGAAGUGGCUUCAAUAAGAACUUAUAAAAGUAA
Trifolium pratense (red clover) is the source of this 1393-nucleotide messenger RNA. RefSeq names its product sorbitol dehydrogenase. Gene Ontology annotation, molecular function: zinc ion binding; oxidoreductase activity, acting on the CH-OH group of donors, NAD or NADP as acceptor. Bases 171 to 1253 code for a protein of 360 amino acids. The transcript has 6 exons. The record is from RefSeq and is a predicted model, not a curated record. Lineage: Eukaryota; Viridiplantae; Streptophyta; Magnoliopsida; Fabales; Fabaceae.